Molecule: messenger RNA, 1437 nt
Organism: Vanderwaltozyma polyspora DSM 70294
Lineage: Eukaryota; Fungi; Ascomycota; Saccharomycetes; Saccharomycetales; Saccharomycetaceae
Gene: QRI1
Product: UDP-N-acetylglucosamine diphosphorylase
Exons: 1
Coding region: 1-1437 (478 amino acids)
Biological process (GO): UDP-N-acetylglucosamine biosynthetic process
Molecular function (GO): UDP-N-acetylglucosamine diphosphorylase activity
Source: RefSeq, a predicted model, not a curated record
AUGAUGACUGUUGUGGAUAUUAGAGAGAAGUAUAUUAGUGCUAAUCAAGGUCAUUUGUUUGGCCAUUUUGAUGGGCUGGGGGCUGACGAACAAGAUGAAUUGAUUCAUGAUUUGAGUUCUGUGGCUCAAAGAGUCGAACCUACAAAGUUGGUCAAGGAUUGUAAAGAUGCUAUCCAGUUAUCAAAGGCUAAUGGUAGCAAUAAAGGCUCGAUUGAGCCUUUACCUUCUUCUUCUUACCAUUCCAUCAUUGGAAAUGAGUCAGCCGAAAGAGAAUAUUGGGACUUGGGUAUGAAAGCUAUUUCAAAUGGUGAAGUUGCUGUAAUUUUAAUGGCUGGUGGUCAGGGUACCAGAUUGGGUUCUUCUUUACCAAAAGGCUGUUACGAUAUCGGCUUGCCUUCUCACAAAUCUCUGUUCCAGAUUCAAGCUGAGAAAUUAAUUCGUCUACAAAAUUUAGCAGGAACUAAUAACUCUAUCCAAAUCCCAUGGUAUAUUAUGACGUCAGAACCUACCCGUAAAUCAACUGAAGCUUUCUUUAAGGAAAAUUCUUAUUUUGGUUUGGAGGCAUCUCAAAUUAUGUUCUUCAACCAAGGUACUUUGCCUGCUUUCGAUUUGAAUGGUGAAAAACUUUUGUUAAGUUCUCCAACUAGAUUGGUUCAAUCUCCAGACGGUAACGGUGGAUUAUAUAGAGCUAUCAAAGAUAAUAAUAUUCUACAAAAUUUUGAAAAACGUAAUAUAAAGCAUGUCUACAUGUAUUGUGUGGAUAAUGUCCUUUCAAAAGUGGCUGACCCUGUCUUUAUUGGGUUUGCUAUUAAGUACGGAUUUGAAUUAGCUACCAAAGCGGUUAGGAAAAGAGAUGCUACCGAAUCUGUGGGUUUGAUUGCUACAAAGGAUUCCAAACCUUGUGUCAUUGAAUACUCAGAAAUAUCAAAAGAGCUGUCAGAGGCUAAAGAUGAUCAAGGAUUGCUAAAAUUACGUGCUGCUAAUAUUGUUAACCAUUAUUACUCAGUUGAUUUAUUAAAAAAAUCUUUAGACAGUUGGUGUGGUGACAUGUCCUACCACAUUGCUAAAAAGAAAAUACCUAUGUAUGAUAAUGCCACAGGUAAAUACAUCAAAACUGAAGAAGCAAAUGGUAUCAAAUUGGAACAAUUCAUCUUCGAUGUCUUCCCAACUGUACCACUUGACAAGUUUGGUUGUCUAGAAGUCGAAAGGUCAAAAGAAUUCUCUCCUCUAAAAAAUGCUCCAGGUUCGAAGAAUGACACCCCAGAAACAAGUCGCUCCUCUUACUUAGAACUGGGCUCAUCUUGGUUAAAAGAUUCAGGUGCUAUUUUAAAAGAAAACGUAUUAGUUGAAGUCUCAGGUAAGAUUAGUUAUGCUGGAGAAAACCUUGAGCAAUACAAGGGUAAAAUGUUUGAUUCUGAAGGAGCCAUCUUAGAAUAA